This is a messenger RNA of Penicillium malachiteum, 1143 nucleotides long. RefSeq names its product proteasome regulatory particle lid subunit RPN9. Lineage: Eukaryota; Fungi; Ascomycota; Eurotiomycetes; Eurotiales; Aspergillaceae. Gene Ontology annotation, biological process: ubiquitin-dependent protein catabolic process. Gene Ontology annotation, molecular function: structural molecule activity. Bases 1 to 1143 code for a protein of 380 amino acids. The transcript is spliced from 3 exons. Gene Ontology annotation, cellular component: nucleus; cytosol; proteasome regulatory particle, lid subcomplex. The record is from RefSeq and is a predicted model, not a curated record.
AUGGAGUCCAAGAUCCCCGACUUCCUGGCUGAACAGCAAGCAAACGGCACCCCCGAGACGCAAACCUACUUCCUUACCUUCGAAGAUCUCUGGGAACGAAAGCUAUGGCAUCAACUCACAGACGCACUGGUGGAAUUCUUCCGCUUGCCGGAGAGUGCGCCACAGCGGUUAGCCAUCUUCAAGACCUUUGUGCUCAGCUUUGCCGACCGUAUCAACCAGCUCAAGUUCGUUGCGCUGGGAUUGAUGGCAUCAACAGAAUGUGCUGAUGACAAAGAACGACUUGCUUUCCUCACAUCCCUCGCAGGCAAGGUCGACCAGCCUGAAUCACAAGAUGCCUAUGUCUAUGCGCUUGCCGAUGUCGCCAAUAUCAAGCUACGACUACCAGAUUUGGAGGGAGCACAGAAGGAUUUGGCAACCUGCCAAAAUGUCUUGGACUCUUUUGACUCAGUCGAGACAGUCGUGCAUGCGUCCUUCUACAAAGUAAACGCAGACCAUUACCACGCUAAGCAAGAAUUCGCGUCCUUCUACAAAAACGCCCUUCUCUACCUGGCCUGUAUCGACCUGGAAGAGUUACCCGAAAGCGAGCGUGUCUCCCGCGCCUACAAUCUCAGCGUUGCUGCCCUCGUUUCCGAUUCGAUUUACAACUUUGGCGAGCUGUUGCUGCACCCCAUUCUCGAUUCCCUGACCAAAACCCCACAUAACUGGCUCCGCGAUCUACUCUUCGCCUUCAACCGCGGAGACUUGACUGCAUACGACGUGCUUGCGGGUAACAUUAGCAAGAACAAGCUGCUGGAGUCGCACCGUGUAUUCCUCUAUCAGAAGAUUUCCCUUGCGGCUCUCACGGAGAUGGUGUUCCGACGCCCUCCCCACGACCGCUCCAUGGCUUUUUCGGCCAUUGCCUCCGAGACCAAGGUGCAGCCUGAUGAGAUCGAGCAUCUGGUCAUGAAGGCUCUUUCUCUUGGUCUGCUACGUGGUUCAAUCGAUCAGGUUGCGCAGGUGGCACAGAUUCACUGGGUGCAACCCAAGGUUCUGGAUAUGAAUCAGAUUGAUGGUAUGCGAAACCGAUUGAAGGAUUGGGAUGCUGGUGUCAAUGAGCUAGGACACUGGAUUGAAGGAGUUGGUAAGGAUGUCUGGGCCGCAUAG